Messenger RNA from Drepanopeziza brunnea f. sp. 'multigermtubi' MB_m1, 1533 nucleotides. The record is from RefSeq and is a predicted model, not a curated record. Lineage: Eukaryota; Fungi; Ascomycota; Leotiomycetes; Helotiales; Drepanopezizaceae.
AUGGCCGCCCUCGGUAACCCUCGCCACGAUGAGAAGACCGGAAUGAUCCGGGUUGAGGCCACGGCCACGGCGACGGCGACGGCGACGGCCACGGCCACAGCCACGGCCAAGCAGCCCGUCAACAACACGGCGUACGAUUCCGAGACAUCGGCCAUGACCAGACGGGUUCUGCUGAAGCUCGAUACCCGCAUCAUCCCCGUCCUCGCCGUCCUCUUCCUCUGCUCGUUCCUCGACCGCACCAACGUCGGCAAUGCCAAAACCUACAAACUCGAGCACGAUCUCGGCAUGACUGACCGCCAGUACGACACCGGGCUGGCCGUGUUCUACGCCACAUACAUUGCCAGUGAAAUACCAAGCAAUCUUGUGCUGAAGAAGCUCUCCCCGAGGAUCUGGUUGCCGGCGCUGACCAUGGCCUGGGGUCUCGUGACCAUGUGUCUGGGUUUCGUCCGGAAUUACAAGGAGUUUGUGGCCGUGAGAGCGAUCCUGGGCUUUUGUGAAGGAGGACUUCUCCCGGGGAUGGUCUUGUAUCUUUCCAGCAUGUAUACGCGAGGCGAGAUGGCCUUGCGACUGGGACUAUUCUAUACCUCUGCUUCUCUUAGUGGUGCCUUCGGAGGACUUCUCGCCCGAGGUCUCACUUCUAUAGGGGAGCAUGGAGAGCAGAAGAAGUGGAGUUGGAUCUUUAUCAUCGAGGGACUAAUGACCGCCAUCGUGGGUUUCGGGGCCUACUUUCUCCUUCCGAAUAAUGUCGAAACAGCGCGUUUUCUUAGCGAGAAGGAACAAGAGUUCGCCAGUUCAAGAUUACACAUGGAUCGGCCUUCUCGAUUGCUUGGGGAUGGAAACGAGCAUCGCCAUGAGCAGUUUGAAUGGUCCGAAGUCCGAAGAGGAGUCUUCAACGUCUCCACUUGGCUGAGCGCACUGGCCUACUUCGGCGUCCUUUCUGGCCUCUACUCCUUCGGUCUCUUUUUGCCCACCAUCAUCGUCGAGCUUGGCUACACCGCCAACGAAGCCCAGCUGUGGUCCGUCAUCCCAUAUGCCGUCGCCUCCGUCGUCACCGUCGCGGUCGCCCUACUCUCCGACCGUCUCAAACUGCGUGGUACAAUUAUGCUCUUCGUGCUCAUCCCCGCUAUUAUUGGCUACGCAGUCAUCGCUAACAUCUCCAUUGCUUAUCCGAAAGUGAAAUAUGGGAUGACGUUCUUGAUGGCUACGGGAUUGUACGCCUCGGUACCAUGCGUGCUGGUGUGGAACUCGAACAACAGCGCGGGUCAUUAUAAGCGUGCGACGACGACGGCGCUGCAGCUGAUGAUUGCCAACAGUGGAGGCUUCGUGGCCACUUUUAUCUAUCCGAACAAAGACAAGCCGCAGUUCCACAAGGGGCAUACGGUUGUGUUGGGUCUUUUAGUGUUUGCAUGGUUCAUGGUGCUGUCCAAUGUAUUGUACUGCCGGAAGGUCAACCAAGAUAAAAGGGCUGGAAAAUAUGAUCAAUAUGUCGGGUGUGGAGAUGAUCGGGAUCCGGAAUUCCUUUUGGUACUCUAA